GGUACAGGACAACAACAACCACCACGAAGCAAAACACCUUCUCUCGGGCCCCGCUACCAAGUAAACUCUCCCUAGUAUUUCUACCCCAACUUGGCAACGGUCUAGUUCAAGGAUAAGUCUAUCGUGAAGCACAUGGGUCGGAUGCAAGCACGUUAGGGCCGCAGCUGGCUCCAGCAUGAUGACACAGUCGAUCAUAAGCCUACCUUUCUCCAGCUGCGGCGUGGCCGCAUGCUAGUAUGUGCAUGAUCCCAUUACGUCCCAUUCCAGCUCUUCAACCAGUACUGCCGCGACCAUGAUGCUUAGUAUAGCAUCGAUUCUAUCCCAGAUUCCCCAGCACCCCGAGCAGAUUGACCUGCUCCAGCACACCCUCCUCUAUUUGGUGAUCAUCUUCUAUCACUCGCAAUAUCACGCCCCCAGCUAUCACGUCAAGUUCUCCAAGCAUAAACUCGUUCUCUCCCUUCACAUCGGCACAGGACUUUUCGAGGUUUUCGAAUACCGCCUCCGUCGCGUCCAGCUCGCCCAUGAUAGGAUUCUGCCCAGUGAGCUGGACGUAGUUUCCUGCCUAGUCUGGUCAGCCACCAGUCUUCAGCUGGUUAAGACACUUCGUCGCGGCGAUCCCCAGACAACGCGCCCUCCCUACCAAGCAGGAGCCAUUCUGCGCCCCGUCGUAUGUGUGCUCGCCUACCUGCUGCAGAGCCCCGACCUGCAUCGGCUCUCAAUUUAUGCGCUGGACAGCUUCGUCUAUGCACGCGUCUUCAUCUUCUUCUUCCAUUAUACCCCCUAUCUGCGGCCUAGACCUGAUGAGCAGGCAAAGGCGUCCACAGUUGAGAAACACCUGGUGACGGGGUUGCAGAGGCUGGGGUUCGCUGAGUUACAGGAGCUCCGAAGGGUCACAAACCAGCAGGCAUUGAAGAAGCCGCUGACGGAUGACUAUGUCUCCAGCAGUGAAGCAUCUGGUUGAGGAUGUAGAUCUUUUGACAGUCGCAGGCGUUAGUAUCCCGGAGCUAGAGGUGUGAUUGUAGAAUUCCCCCCGCAUUGUAUGGAAAUAUAUCUUCGCGGACGUCG
Molecule: messenger RNA, 1065 nt
Organism: Aspergillus uvarum CBS 121591
Lineage: Eukaryota; Fungi; Ascomycota; Eurotiomycetes; Eurotiales; Aspergillaceae
Exons: 2
Coding region: 293-961 (222 amino acids)
Source: RefSeq, a predicted model, not a curated record